Messenger RNA from Pantherophis guttatus, 1962 nucleotides. Its product is annotated as phospholipid scramblase 1-like. Gene Ontology annotation, cellular component: plasma membrane. The record is from RefSeq and is a predicted model, not a curated record. Gene Ontology annotation, molecular function: phospholipid scramblase activity. Lineage: Eukaryota; Metazoa; Chordata; Lepidosauria; Squamata; Colubridae. Gene Ontology annotation, biological process: plasma membrane phospholipid scrambling.
UUUUUUUUUUUUUUUUUUACUAUAAACAGAAGGUCUCCCUUGGAAAUUUCCACUCCCCAACAGGGAAGUUGAAAAUAUAUUCCAAAAGAAUUAGCAGUAGGCAAAUUAUUUCCCUACUUUCCCUGAGAUGAGAUAAGACUGGGGCAGAGUCUAGCUCGGCGCCGGAAAUUCCCAACAUUAGAAAGAAAGCUUGUCAACAACCGUCACACUUUCUUUCUCAAUAAAGUUAGAAGGCAACCGCCCACAAAGUAGAAGAACCCUCGUUUUCUGGAGUUAAAAUACUGCACAGCUCGUAGGGAUUCCCUCGUCUCUUCUCCUCUCAGGAUCGUCUUCAGUCUUCAAACCUGUUUCUAAAGGAAAGUCUUCUCUGCUAUACAACCUCAGAUGGCUGUUUCUGCCUAAAGAUGCAGGGCUAACACGUGAUCCUACGUCGUGUAUUUAUUCCGAAGAAAGACAUCCCCCUCCUGGUGCUCUACAGGGUGUUUGGUCUCCAAGGAUUUGACCCAAGGAAAUUCAUCUAGGGCUCUCCUCUUCCCCCUGCUGCGCCUUUUCUAGUAAAGAAAGGAUCUGAAAGACGUACAAGGAUCGCGGAGCGAGAACCAAGUGUAUAUAACUAUGGAAAAUAAAGCAAAUAAUCCUGCACCCGUAGCAGUAGCUGGAUACCCUGGACCACAGCCACAGUAUGGAUAUCCUCAGUAUGCUCAAUAUCCUCCUGGAAUGGCUCCAUAUCCUGCUCCACAAGCUUUCCCUGGUGCUCCAGGACAGCCCCCAUAUGCAUUUCCUACAGCUUAUGGAGCUCCAACAACUUAUGGCCAACCUGUUCCCCAAGCUGUUUGGAUGCCCGAACCAGCUCCUCUUCCAAAUUGCCCUCCUGGAUUGGAAUAUUUAAGUCAGAUUGAUCAGAUAUUAAUCCAUCAGCAAAUUGAACUUCUGGAAAUUAUUACUGGCUUUGAGACUGCCAACAAAUAUGAAAUUAAAAAUGCUAUGGGGCAAAGGGUGUAUUUUGCCGCUGAGGAAAACGACUGUUGCACUUUGAACUGCUGUGGACCAUCACGACCAUUUACGAUGAAAAUCAUGGACAAUAUGGGCCGGGAAGUCAUAAACCUCAUGCGACCUCUGCGAUGCUCCAGUUGCUGCUUUCCUUGCUGUUUACAGGAGAUUGAAGUUUAUGCUCAAGGCACACCAGUUGGAUAUGUUAAACAGACCUGGGAUCCUUGUUUGCCAAAAUUUGUAAUCCAGAAUGAAGCCCGGGAAGAUGUACUCAAAAUUGUUGGGCCCUGUGUAGUCUGCAGUUGUUGUUCAGAUAUUGAUUUUGAGGUAUUAUCUUUAGAUGACAACAUUGUUGGAAAAAUUUCCAAGCAGUGGACUGGUUUCGUGAGGGAGGCUUUUACAGAUGCUGACAAUUUUGGAAUCCAGUUUCCAAUGGAUCUUGAUGUGAAAAUGAAAGCUGUUAUGCUUGGAGCUUGCUUCCUUAUAGAUUUCAUGUUUUUUGAACAUUCAGGACAAAAUCGACAACAACGUGCUGGAGUCUGGUAACAGAGUACAAUCUUCAUUGUAAGAACUUCCAGCGAAGUAGUUUCAUCAUUUUUAUUUUCAGUGGAUGUCUCUUCCAAGAGAUUUUCAUUAAACACUCUUUUUCUUUUGGCAUUAUACCAUAGCUUCUACAUAAGUAGGAUUUCAAAUUACUUCUAAAUUAUGAAGGCUAUUUUAGAAUUAUAGUUAUGUAUAAUGACACAUUGAAGUGAUUAUACGUAUUUAUAUUAAAAGUCAGGAACGACUAGCACAUAUGUGCGAGGGGAACCUUUACCUUUACCUUAUAUUAAAAGUGAGAUCUUACCAUGCAUCCUCAACAUUAUUUCAAAUAAUGUUAAUGUGAAUGUUAUACUUUGUACUGUAACUUGAAGUGAUAAUCAGAUUUAUAUUUUGUACAUAGUGAAUAUAUAAAGUGAAUUUUUCAAAUAA